Molecule: messenger RNA, 1848 nt
Organism: Cynocephalus volans (Philippine flying lemur)
Lineage: Eukaryota; Metazoa; Chordata; Mammalia; Dermoptera; Cynocephalidae
Gene: MAPRE3
Product: microtubule associated protein RP/EB family member 3
Exons: 7
Coding region: 151-996 (281 amino acids)
Biological process (GO): spindle assembly; protein localization to microtubule; regulation of microtubule polymerization or depolymerization
Cellular component (GO): microtubule organizing center; microtubule plus-end; spindle midzone
Molecular function (GO): microtubule plus-end binding
Source: RefSeq, a predicted model, not a curated record
UGUGCGUUGAAGCCGGAGACCGCGGCGGCCUCUGCUAGGACUCUCCGCCCCGGAGCCGCCGGCCGGAGCCGCAGCCUCAGCCGCAGCGCCCCCGCCGUCUGUCCCCCUCCCCCGCCGCCUCCGCCGGAGCCGCCUCGUGCACUCUGGGGUAUGGCCGUCAAUGUGUACUCCACAUCCGUGACCAGUGAAAAUCUGAGUCGCCAUGACAUGCUUGCAUGGGUCAAUGACUCCCUGCACCUCAACUAUACCAAGAUAGAACAGCUCUGUUCAGGGGCAGCCUACUGCCAGUUCAUGGACAUGCUCUUCCCUGGCUGUGUGCACUUGAGGAAGGUGAAGUUCCAGGCCAAACUAGAGCAUGAAUACAUCCACAACUUCAAAGUGCUGCAAGCAGCUUUCAAGAAGAUGGGUGUUGACAAAAUCAUUCCUGUAGAGAAAUUAGUGAAAGGAAAAUUCCAAGAUAAUUUUGAGUUUAUUCAGUGGUUUAAGAAAUUCUUUGACGCAAACUAUGAUGGAAAGGAUUACAACCCUCUGCUGGCACGACAGGGCCAGGACGUAGCACCACCUCCUAACCCAGGUGAUCAGAUCUUCAACAAAUCCAAGAAACUCAUUGGCACAGCAGUUCCGCAGAGGACGUCCCCCACAGGCCCCAAAAACAUGCAAACCUCUGGCCGACUGAGCAACGUGGCCCCACCCUGCAUCCUCCGGAAGAAUCCCCCAUCAGCCCGAAAUGGCGGCCAUGAGACUGAUGCCCAAAUUCUUGAACUCAACCAACAGCUGUUGGACUUGAAACUGACAGUGGACGGGCUGGAGAAGGAGCGUGACUUCUACUUCAGCAAACUUCGUGACAUCGAGCUCAUCUGCCAAGAACACGAAAGUGAAAACAGCCCUGUUAUCUCAGGCAUCAUUGGCAUUCUGUAUGCCACAGAGGAAGGGUUUGCGCCCCCUGAGGACGACGAGAUUGAAGAACACCAACAGGAAGACCAGGACGAGUACUGAGGGCGGCUGGGCCCUGGCUGACUGCACAGCUUCCCCGUGCCUCCCCUCCCUGCUCCUACCCCACAUUAUAAUCCUUUCCUUACAGCGGUCGGCCGGGUGCUUUGUGUCAGUGCCACAGCACUGGGGAGCUGGGCGAGCAGGAGUGGGGGGAUGGGGCAGGUGAACGGGCAGAGGCCCCAUCCUUGUGUGGCAGUGGCCCAGUGGGCAGGAGCCCUGCCCUCUCCCCACCCCUAUUUAUUUCCGUUGUCUCUAUGCUGUGUUGGCCAACACUUCCCAGGGUGCUGCUGCCACCCACCCCAGCCAGUCACCUGCUCCCCGACAGCCAGCAGCUGUAUAUUUGACAAAGGCAUUGGUAUAUUUUUACUUACUGGAUUUUCCUUGCACUUUACCUGUUGUUUUCCAGGGCUGACAGCAAGGCUCCGGGGCAGUGUGUCUGGCUUGGCUUCCCUUCUCCAUGGCCGGGGCUGGGUGGGACUCACCAGUUCUUAUUUAUUUUGUCCUUCGGCUUCCCAGUAAUUGGGGGGAAUGCUGAUGUCAGGGGAGGGAGAGGGGCUGAGGAGGCGGGGCUGUAGGCCUGGGGGUCAGGGAGAGGGAGGGGAGCACGCGAGGGAUGGAAAUGAGCUCCCAGCAUCGGGCUCGCCCACCCAAGGCUCCCCACCCCCAGCACCGAAGCCCAGCACUGCCCCAAGGCCCCCUGCCUUCCCUCCUGCAACCUGGUCACACCACACAGACUCUGCCUGGACCCUACUGUACGUCUGCCUCCUGUCUGCCCGCCUCCCUACCCACUGCCCCUCGGGCACCAGCCUGCAUAUGUGUUCACUUUUAUUUAAAUAAACUCGUGUGGUAAAAGUC